GAAUUCUGGAGAUGUUGCCCAAUAGCAAACAAUCAGAUUUUUCCUUUUCUUUUCUAAUUUAUAGGCGGCUGUUUAAAUGUAAUUUCUCCAGAUAUUUGUUUCUAAUGAUUGUAAACAGAGUGACUCCGGCUGAAAAUUACUUUCGUUUUCUGAACAAGCCCCUCCUCGCCCGCGCCCUUUAUACUCUCAUAAAUAAACCCCCAGCGAUAUCUAUUUAUGGCUGCGUCCUCCCCACUAGGAGUUUGUUUGCGCGAACUACAUCUCCCCAGCAUGCCGCGCGCCAUUAUCUGCCUCACUGCCGUACAAGUGCAUGCUGGGGCUUGUAGUUUUCUUUGGACGGGCAGCGAAUCCGCCAUUCAUUGCCCUUAACAGCUACACUGCGAUUGGCUGAGCGGCUUGUGCUGCUGUUCCUGGAAGGGCAAGGACUAGGCAGGGGUAGUGCCAGGCUGUGGGCAGCGGGUAGGGGAUGCAGUUAGUACAAGUCAUAUUCUGCUUAUGCUGAGGUCACAGUGCAGGGCCAGAGGCUGGGAUUAGGUAUCAGCUGACUGCAGCUCUAAAAGGGGCAGUUACAGGCUUUAUAUAGUCCCAGUAGGGUGACACUUUCUGUUUCCUUAGGGUGCUCUGCUAUGUAGUGUGACUUGCCAGGCUUCAGUUAGAGGCAGUGCCAGGUAGACUGUGAGUUUAGGGGGAAUUCUUGCCAUGUGGGUUUUCAGCAUGAGGUUCUGUUGCACUUUGGCCAAAGUCGCUGGGAGAUGUCAAUCAAGACAAUUGGCAGGGGGCGCAGGGCACAGGAGAUUCACUGCUUCGUCCAUACAGCCAACUCCAAGUUUUGGCCUCCUGUUUGAUAUCGAUGGGGUCAUUGUGAGGGGAAAAAACCCCAUCCCAGGGGCGGCCGAGGCCUUCAAGAAGCUGGUGGGCAGAGACGGGCGAAUGACGGUGCCUGUGGUUUUUGUGACUAAUGCGGGGAAUUGCGUGCGCCAAACCAGGGCGAUGGAGCUGACCAAAGUGUUGGGUGUUGAGGUGUUACCAGAGCAAGUCAUUCUCUCUCAUAGUCCCUUGCGCAUGUUUCAGCAAUUCCACGACAAAUGCGUCCUGAUGUCUGGCCAGGGGCCCGUGGAUGAGAUAGCCCGGGACCAGGGCUUCCAAAAUGUUGUUACCAUUAAUGACCUGCGAAUGGCGUACCCUUUGCUCGAUAUGGUGGAUCACAAUCGCAGACCUAAAAAUCCACCUCCUGUGAUCCAGAACUUUCCAGCAAUAGAAGCUGUGAUCCUAUUGGGUGAGCCUGUGCGGUGGGAGACCAGCCUGCAGCUAAUCCUGGAUAUACUACUGAGCAACGGGCGCCCAACGGCAUGGCUUCCCCAGGUCCCGUACCCACAUAUCCCUGUCCUUGCCUGUAACAUGGACCUGCAAUGCAUGGCCGAAGCUAAGAACCCCAGGUUUGGGCACGGCACGUUCCUGGUCUGCCUGGAGACUCUCUAUCACAAACUUACUGGGCGGGAGCUGAGGUACGAGGCGCUCAUUGGGAAACCCAGUAUGGUGACGUAUAGUUUUGCAGAGCACCUUAUUCUGGAGCAAGCAAAGAAGAGGGGAUGGGAUGCACCAAUCCGCACACUGUACGCUAUUGGGGACAAUCCAAUGGCAGACAUCUACGGGGCCAAUCUCUACAAUCACUUCCUAACGAGCAACCGGGGGAAGUCCGAGGAUGGGCUGCCCCACAGCUGCCGGUCUAUCCUGGUGUGCACUGGGGUGUACGGCAAUCAGGGGGAGGUGCCAACGGACACACGGGAGAGCGUGACCCAGACCGUCUUCCAUGGGCACCGAGACUUCCGACUAGACCCCACCUUGGUGGAGGCAUCGCACAUUGUGAAAGACGUGGAACAUGCUGUGAAUUUGGUGCUGAGGGAAGAGGGUUGGGUCUCAGAGAGUGAAGGAUUAGAGAGUGCGAGUGAAUGAAGCAGGGGGGUCUGAAGGGAAUGAAAGGGAACAGAAGGGAAUGAACGGUAUUAGAAUGGGGGAGGGGAAAUCCACAAUAUUUGUUUGGAUGAUAUAAGAAGAGAUCAAUGGUAACAGAACAGGAGGAAUAGUACUAUUUUACUGGUUUUAGCAUGAAUAGAGGGACAUUCUCCCUGGGGCCCUAAGAAGGGCCAAUUUUACAGAAAAUGUAUGGGUUUAAUAAUAUAAUUCAGUAUGGUUAUUGUUAAAUGUUUAAGCAUUUAGUUCCCAGGGGUCCAGCUUGCAGCCUAUCCACUGUCCUUGAACUAGAACUUCCUGCACCCUGGCAGUCGAAAGCGAUCGAGGGUUCUGGGAGUUGUAGGUCACCAACAGCUGGAAGGCAAGUGAAAAGGGUGAAGUAUAGGUACAAGAUGGCUGUCUGGCAAAAGAAAAACUGAACAACACAUGUUAUUCUUCCUGUCUCAGGGGAACCACCGUCUGUAACUGGGUUACACCAGAAGCCCAAAGUGCCUUUGUUCUGGUGUGAAACAAUAAAAUACGCGUUGUCAUCUCCA
Messenger RNA from Xenopus laevis (African clawed frog), 2507 nucleotides. Its product is annotated as haloacid dehalogenase-like hydrolase domain-containing 5. Bases 700 to 1953 code for a protein of 417 amino acids. NCBI's taxonomy places the organism in Eukaryota, Metazoa, Chordata, Amphibia, Anura, Pipidae. The record is from RefSeq and is a predicted model, not a curated record. The transcript is spliced from 8 exons.